Helianthus annuus (common sunflower) is the source of this 3570-nucleotide messenger RNA. RefSeq names its product histone-lysine N-methyltransferase, H3 lysine-9 specific SUVH3-like. Gene Ontology annotation, molecular function: protein binding; histone methyltransferase activity; zinc ion binding. The coding region runs from base 182 to 3331 and encodes 1049 amino acids. Gene Ontology annotation, cellular component: nucleus. The record is from RefSeq and is a predicted model, not a curated record. The transcript has 2 exons. Lineage: Eukaryota; Viridiplantae; Streptophyta; Magnoliopsida; Asterales; Asteraceae.
AUAUAUCUAUAUACUAUAUAUAUCACCACUACCAAACUUUGCGUCGUACAAGAUGGCCUCUGAUCGGUUCCCUACAAAACAUCGAUCCUAAUUUACACUCAAUGCCCAUUCAAUUCGUGUAAUUUCAUCACCAAUUUAAGUUAGUUGUUCAGGGAUUAAAAGGUGGAUAUCUCUGUUGAUAAUGGUGGUUAUGUCGAUUAAAAUAUCUGAUGGGAAUGUGCCGAAAAGUCGAAAUGAAAACGGUAACUGUUCGGUGAAUGUGGCGCCUGUUCGUCCGGUUAAAUGGAAGCGUAGGCAUGUGUCCUGUGUUAGGGAUUUUCCGCCAGGGUGUGGACCGGUUCCGAUUGCUGUUGUUCCAACGGUUUCAUCACCGGUUGUUGAUAAUCACGAAGGUACUGAUGCGCCGGUUGAUGUUGUUGUUCCUCGUGAAGCUGAACUGGUUUCGUCGCCGGUUGCUGAUAAUCGUGUAGCUAGUGAUGCGCCGAUCAAUGUUGUUGUUGUUCCUCGUGAAGCUGGACCGGUUGUUGGUAAUCAUGUGGCUAGUGAUGCGCCGAUCGAUGUUGUUGUUCCUUGUGAAGCUGAACCGGUUGUUGGUAAUCAUGUAGCUAGUGAUGCGCCGAUCGACGUUGUUGUUCCUCGUGAAGCUGAACCGGUUGUUGGUGAUCAUGUAGCUAGUGAUGCGCCGAUCGACGUUGUUGUUCCUCGUGAAGGUGAACCGGUUUCAUCACCGGUUGUUGAUGGUCAUGUUAACAGUGAAGCUGGGAGUGGUGAAGCGGUGGGAUCGAAUGUGGGAAAUUUGGUGAAUGAUGUGGUGCGGAAUGGAGAUGUUAAAGCGGAUAAUGGUGUUAGUGUUGUUCCGGAAGCUCGACGGAGGAUGAAAUAUAAACCAAGAAAGGUUUGUGCGGUUCGGGAUUUCCCUCCUUUUUGUGGACCGAACGCACCUGAACCGACAGAAGAAGACCGUAGAAGAAUUAACGGAAUGAAGAGUUGUGUAAACGAGUCAAACAGGGGUGUGAACGGGGACUUGGUCAAGAAAACUCGAUCAGAUGAAUCAAAUGAGGCUUCUGUAACAAAACAAGAGAUGCAAAUGAUAGUUGAAUCAAAGACAUAUGUUGAAAAUGCGAGGUUUGAAUCAAGUAAAAAGGUGCAAAACAUAGGUCAAGCGUGCCAGGAGCUUGUGGUGUACACGCUUGACAAAGAUAUGCAGAUAGUAUCGUCGGCUGAUGCUCGUGAUGUAGAUUGUGACGAGGAUGCUCGAGACAACACGCCACUUUCCAUAAUUCAAAAGGACAUGAAUGUAAAUAAUCGAGAAGCGGGAUCCAAGAGACAUGUGAAAAAGAGACCGUCGGAUGGUACUAAAGAUUUUGUAUUUAUGGGAGACAAGAUUAAGGUGGUCAUCGGUCUGAAAGCUCCAUCGCUUUGUACACGGGAAACUAAACAAAACAGUUUAACCAAAGAGGCGAAAGGUCGUACAUCAAUAACACCGAAAAAAAUCGAAGAAAAGUUUGUUGGGGAGUCUAGCUUUACGAAGGCUGCUAAUACGGGUACACUUGAAAAGGUAGAAAAAGAUUUAACCAACAAGGUGAAGGGGGAUGCUUCAAUGACACCGAAAAAAUCGAUCAAGAAAAAACAAAAAAAGGCUACUGUGGCUAGUGCGCUCGCAAUGGUUGUCAGGAAUGAGGAAGAUUCUCUCACCGAUAUCGAAGUAAAAGAAGGAUUUCUCGAUUUACAAGGAACAGAUGAUGUAUAUGUAGACGUAGACGUAGAUGUAGAUGUAUCGUUACCUCCUUUUGGUCCCAGAAGUUCGAACAAUGCGCGGAAUAAAGUUCGGGAAGCUUUACAAUAUUUUCAAUUUCUGUGUAGAAAACUCUUGCGGGCUGAAGAAGCCAAAACCAAUGAUGCAAACUCAAAAAAGAAACGAGUCGACCUUGAAGCAAAAGCUCAGAUGGAAAAAAGAGGCAGAACGCUCGUUUUAGGUGAUAAAACGUACGGGCCGGUACCGGGAGUAGAGGUCGGAGACGAGUUUCAGUACCGGGUCGAGCUUUUUUUGGUGGGUAUUCACCGCCUGCUUCAGGGUGGUAUAGAUUAUGUUAAAAAGGGUAACAAGUUUUUUGCAGUUAGUGUAGUUGCGUCUGGCGGUUACGACAAUGAAGUUGAUAAGCCCGAUUGCUUGAUGUACUCAGGUGCGGGUGGGGUCGGAAAAGAUAAAAGCUACGAAAACCAAAAACUUGAGAGGGGGAAUUUGGCGUUGAAAAAUAACGUGGAUUUGAAGUAUCCGGUUCGGGUUAUCCGUGGAUAUAAAGUCAAACCACCUGAAUCAUCGGAUUCAAAUAACAAGGUGCUAACGACCUACAUAUACGACGGGUUGUACACGGUGGAGUCUUGCAAUCAGGUGACUGGACCCAAAGGUAACAUGGUUUUCAAAUUUGAACUGAAACGAGUUCCGGGUCAACCACAGCUCGCAAUACGAGAAGUGAUGUCGAAAAAGUAUAAAAAACGAGAAGGCGUUUGUGUUAAAGAUAUAAGCGAUGGUAAAGAAAAGUUUCCAAUAUGUGCGAUUAACACAAUUGACGAUGAAAAACCACCAGCAUUUACUUACAUUACGAAAAUCAUGUAUCCUGACUGGUAUAAGCCGAUCCCCCCUGAAGGAUGCGACUGUGUGGGCCGGUGUUCUGAAAAAAAAUGCCCGUGUGCGUUCAAAAACGGCGGUGAGAUACCGUAUAAUCGUAACGGCGCGAUAGUCGAACCAAAAACGUUGGUUUAUGAAUGUGGCCCGUUAUGCAAGUGUCCACCUUCUUGUUAUAAUCGGGUCACCCAACACGGUAUGAAAAUCCAUCUCGAGAUUUUUAAGACGGAGUCAAGGGGGUGGGGGGUUCGGUCUUUGAGUUCGAUUUCUUCCGGAAGCUUUAUAUGUGAAUACGUCGGUGAGCUUCUGGAAGAAUCGGAAGCGGAAGAACGAAAGGGUAAAGACGAGUAUCUAUUCGAUAUCGGGCAAAACUACAAUGAUUGUUCGCUUAACCCCGAUACAAAUCCUGUGAAGAUUGCUAACACGGGUGAUGGGUUUACUAUCGAUGCUGCGGAUUAUGGGAACAUUGGUCGGUUUAUAAAUCAUAGCUGUUCGCCAAAUCUUUAUGCGCAAAACGUACUCUAUGACGAGGAUGAUAAACGGAUGCCGCAUAUUAUGCUGUUUGCUACUGAAAAUAUCCCGCCUUUACAGGAGUUGACGUAUCAUUAUAAUUAUGCGGUCGAUGAAGUUCAUGAUGCCGAAGGGAAUGUUAAGGUGAAAAGCUGUUAUUGUGGCUCUUCAGAGUGCACCGGAAGAUUGUAUUAGGUAAGUUUAUGUUAUGAUAAUUAAAAGUAAAAUCGAGUUAAGAAAAGCUUAUGUUUUGUUUUGUUUUACUUGGGCAUUUUCGAUUUUGGUAAUAGUAUUGUGGAGAAGAUGCUUAUGGUUGCAAUCAGUUUGGUGGUCCUUAUGAGAUCCUAAAUGACUAUGUUCAUGUUCUAUGUUUUUUAAGGUUGUAACUAGUGAACGUGUGAUCAUUUAGUUAUGUCGAUAUUCAUGUUGUUUAA